Messenger RNA from Fusarium pseudograminearum CS3096, 1770 nucleotides. RefSeq lists its product as uncharacterized. NCBI's taxonomy places the organism in Eukaryota, Fungi, Ascomycota, Sordariomycetes, Hypocreales, Nectriaceae. Bases 1 to 1770 code for a protein of 589 amino acids. The record is from RefSeq and is a predicted model, not a curated record. The transcript is spliced from 4 exons.
AUGCUAGAACAAAGCAACUUCGCAUCACCAUCGCCGUGGCCCUUGAAAGAUGAGUUCAUGGGCAGCAAAUCUGGAGGCGGAGACGGCGACAGGAAGUCAUGGCAUCGGCUCGAGGAUCUCCCUACUCCCUUUGCGGCGCAGUACGCGAGACUGAGCCAGCCGUGGCUCCCCGGAUUCUGGACGCGAUUCCCGUAUCGCGGCCUUGGCAUGUGGUUGCUCGCUCUGAUAGGAACCGUGGCGGCCGUUCUGAUACUGAGAUACAGUGAUGGAGUGCCUGUUUCCGAUUGGGACGAGCAUAUACAGCCGACCGUCUGGCUAGCGUUGACGUCGGCCUUGACGGGUGCAUUUCUUGCAUGCGCUUUUACAGAGGGGGCGGCUAUCUCGUAUUGGAGGACUGCGGGUAAACCGGUCACAUUACAACAACUGCAAGCUGUGUAUGGCUCGUCGACAGGCAUCAUCCAGGCUGCUAUUAAUCUGUUCACCUGGAAGUCCAAGACUUUGGGCAUAGCAUCCAUCUUGAUGACACUGUCCGUCAUGCGUGGUCCACUCAUGCAGCGAGCCUCUGCGACAGCAAACUAUUACGAGGGACUACAAGGAACAACAAACUUUCAUAUCGCCCGCGAACUACCUGGCGACUACGCCUGUAUCAUGACAGGUCGCACUCAUUCCACAUCUCUUCUCACCAAGAAUUUUAGCGACAUCGCCCACAACUACAACCGUCGUAGCGACAUGGUCGCCUUCGAUACAUCCUGCACCAACUGCACAACAACUGUCGAAGGAUUUGGAUUCCAAGUGAAUUGCACUGAGACGACUAUGGACUACAACAUCACUGUCGGAUCAGACUUGAAGCAGGCUAUAAACGGAGCGUCUUUCUUCCAGGUUAAUGUUUCGGAAUUCACCGGUAACUCUGUUUACUCAAUGAAAGAUGGUGCCUUUUUACGGUUGGCGACACUUUACAAAGACGACCACAACUGUUAUGGAAACACAAAGAUCCAAACUUGUGAUCUCCACGCUGGUAUCACCAAGUUUCCUGUGCGGAUGGACGGAGACAAGGUGGAACUUUUAGGUAGCUGGAAGGAUGACAAGUUCAUCGAGCGGAAAUAUAUGACCCCUGCAGUAAUGGUAGUCAGUGGCUCUGGUAAUAUUCUUGGCGGCUUCAGCACGAUCGGCAGUGCUCUCUUCAGCUCCACAGCCUACAUGAGUUUCACCGGCGCGACAGGCUACGACGUCAGAUCGAAAGGUUUGCCAGCAACUCAAUACCUCACCAUGGCAGGGCCCGUGCCGGGCUGCAACGACACGUGGUCGAACCCAAUGGACGAUAUCAUCGAACUCAACCGCAACCUCGGCUUCCGCGCCAGUCUUCAGUACGCAAAAUACAACAAGACCGAUGAACAAAAAGUCCAAUACAACAGCGGCACGACAACACUUGUAUACACAACAGACUAUCACAAGAUGUGGAUAGCAGUCCUGGUAUCGCUCAUCGGUAUCUUUUCCGUGCUGCCUACCUUCUGGGGCUGGUGGGAGCUAGGACGAGAUGUCAGUCUGAACCCGCUCGAGAUUGCGAAUGCUUUCGGAACUGUGGGACAGGAGUCGCAUCUUAUGAGAAACGUGGAUCCGAACCAGAAUGUGGGAGGGAUCGUUGAUGCGGUUAAUGAUGUUGGACCUGUGAGAUAUGGUGCUUGGGAGAUGAGUGAUGGGGUUACGAGACUUGGGUUUGCAGGAGCUGGUAUAGUUAGGAAUCCGACCAAGGGAGAGAGAUUUAAUUAUUAG